Messenger RNA from Oncorhynchus mykiss (rainbow trout), 2697 nucleotides. The record is from RefSeq and is a predicted model, not a curated record. Lineage: Eukaryota; Metazoa; Chordata; Actinopteri; Salmoniformes; Salmonidae.
UCCUCGCCUCCCAGCAACCACAGACACGCCAGCCACGCCACGCUGCCACGCUUGGCCCUCUGGGUAACAUAUCUCUGGGAGUUUAACUGGUUAAUGUGAUCGGGUCUGCACCAGUCACAGGGGCUAACGCAGCACCGCACUACCUUAGCCAGUAAGGACGUUCCAACCCGACCACACUCACCCAGCUAGCGACUUCCACACCACCACCCACCAGCCCUCCGCAAAGACAAUCCAUUUUUUUCAUCUGAACCAGACCUGGUCGUUACUUGCGGUCGUCUGAAUACUUGACUCCAGAAAGACUUUCUUGUGGAUGUUUUUUUUCUUUCUUCUCUCCUUCUCCAUGACUUGGUGCGUGCUCUUGGUUUAGGAGCUAGAGGUCAGGGGUCAGGCUUACCACAGUGGAACCACCAGUAGGCUUUGGUGUCAAGGCAACGAGGAGCAGCAAUGGCUUCCAACAGCCUCUUCAGUACUGUUACACCAUGUCAGCAGACCUUCUUCUGGGAUCCCAGCGCCACGCGGAGGUUUAGCCCGCCGUCCGGUAGCCUCCAGCCGGUCCCGGCCAAGAUGAACGAGCUCAACACGCCGACCGGGACCGGGCAGCAAGACAGCACGGUGCCAAGGCUGCGCCUGCAGGAGAACCGGAGCAUGGCGGAGAUCAUAGCGGACCACCCGGCGGAACUGGUCCGGACUGACAGCCCAAACUUCCUCUGCUCGGUUUUACCGUCUCACUGGCGCUGCAACAAGACGCUGCCCGUCGCCUUCAAGGUUGUGGGGUUGGGAGAGGUGACUGAUGGGACGGUCGUAACGGUGAUGGCGGGGAACGAUGAGAACUACUCGGCCGAGCUGCGGAACGCAUCGGGAGUGAUGAAGAACCAGGUGGCUCGCUUUAACGACCUGCGCUUCGUGGGCCGCAGUGGACGGGGAAAGAGCUUCACGCUGACCAUCACAGUGUUCACCAACCCUCCUCAAGUAGCAACAUACCAUCGAGCCAUUAAAGUCACCGUGGACGGACCCCGCGAGCCUCGGAGACAUCGUCAGAAGCUAGAGGAGUCUCCUAAAACAGGGCUGUUCUCAGACCGUCUCAGUGAGCUGGAGAGGAUCAGACAGACAACCAUGAGGGUUGCCGUGCCGACACAGUCCCAACAACAGCCGCUCAACGCUGGACACAACCCCUUCAACCCCCAAGGGCAGACACAGAUACCAGACCCUCGCCAGUCCCAGUCGUCUCCUCCCUGGUCCUAUGAGCAGUCCUACCCGUCCUACCUGAGUCCCAUGACCUCCCCGUCUGUCCACUCCACCACGCCCCUCUCCUCCAGCCGAGCCACGGGCUUGCCCAACAUCACUGACCCGCCCCGCCGCCUGCCAGACCUCAGUCCGUUCCCAGGCCAGUUUGAUCGUCAGUUCCCGGGUCUCCCCUCUCUGACGGAGUCUCGUUUUUCCAGUCCCAGAAUGCACUACCCCACCACCUUCACCUACACCCCUCCCGUCACCGCCGCCAUGUCACUAGGCUCCGCCCACUACCACACCUACCUGCCCCCUCCCUACCCCGGUUCCGCCCAAAGUCAGAGUGGACCCUUCCAAACCAGCAGUACUCCCUAUCUUUACUAUGGAGCCUCCUCUGGGUCGUACCAGUUCUCCAUGGUUCCCGGGGGGGACCGCUCACCCUCCAGGAUGGUUCCUCCCUGCACCAGCGCCUCCACCGGCAGCUCCCUGGCUAACCCUAACCUGCCCAGCCAAGGUGGGGGAGAGGGGGCGGUGGAGGGGGAUGGGAGUCACAGCAACUCCCCCACUGUACUCAACACUGCUGGGGGGCGCAUGGACGAAGCUGUCUGGAGACCCUACUGAGGAGGAGAGGAGGAAGAGUUGGAAAAGAUGAAGGAGGCGGAACACGAGGAGCAAGAAGAAGAGGAGGAAGAUGAGAAGAAGAGGAGGAUGAAGAGAAGGAGGAAAGGAGAGGAGGCCCGAAGAAAGUAGGUGUGACAAUGUAACUGAUGUCAUGGUUUUUAAAGCACAAAUCCUUUUGAAAAGGGAGUUGUUGAGUUGCGAUGAAUAAACACCAGUGUCUCCUGCAUCUGGAAAUAUACUCUGAGAUGUAAUGACAAAAGAAACAAAGAGAAUGACUAGUAUGGACCUGCCUGGAGGAAUGUGCUGUGUGUGGCCAGACAGACAGACAGACACUACAAAGGGAAUGACUAGUAUGGACCUGCCUGGAGGAAUGUGCUGUGUGUGGCCAGACAGACAGACAGACACUAGGGAAUGACUAGUAUGAACCUGCCUGGAGGAAUGUGCUGUGUGUGGCCAGACAGACAGACAGACACUACAAAGGGAAUGACUAGUAUGGACCUGCCUGGAGGAAUGUGCUGUGUGUGGCCAGACAGACAGACAGACACUACAAAGGGAAUGACUAGUAGGAACCUGCCUGGAGGAAUGUGCUGUGUGUGGCCAGACAGAGACAGACAGACACUACAAAGGGAAUGACUAGUAUGGACCUGCCUGGAGGAAUGUGCUGUGUGUGGCCAGACAGACAGACAGACACUACAAAGGGACCUCGGCUCUUCUCAGCAUCAAUGAGACACAAACAUGAACAAUUAUGGUAGACUGCCGGCCCCAGUGGAGAAGACAUUAUAAUACUAAAGUAUUACCACAUAGUAACCAUAGUACUACAAUACUACUAUAUAGUACUAUACCAUAGUACUA